UCCGCGGCGCGGCUGAGCCCGCCGUGGCUGCGGCUGCCCGAGGUGCCGGGCGCUGAGGCGCACCGCACCAACGAGCUGCUGCUGCUGCCGCCGCCCGCCCCGCGCGGCCCGGCCCCGUCGCCGCAGCACCACGUCGUGUACUUCCCGGGGGACGUGCAGAACUAUCAUGACAUCAUGUCUUGCCACCCAGAAAACUUUCAGUGGGAGCACUGGAGUUUUGAAAAUGUUGCUACCAUACUCGCUCGCCGGUUCCCCAAUAGCUUUAUUUGGGUCAUAAAGUGUUCUCGAAUGCACCUGCACAAAUUCAGUUGCUAUGACAAUUUUGUGACAAGUAACAUGUUUGGAGCACCAGAGCACAGCACUGACUUUGGAGCUUUCAAGCAUCUCCAUGCUUUGCUGGUUAAUGCAUUCAGACUCUCUCAGAAUACUCUGCUGUCCCAGAAAAGUGUGCACGGUGUCAGCAAGGAUGCAAAAAUAGCUGCUUUUAAAUCACAGCCACAGUCUGUUCCUACAACAAAUGGCUGCUCGUCCAAAGAAAGGGAGAGAGAUUGUGAAUGCUCUAAUAAUUCUGCUGGGAACGUCAUGGUACCCUCUGCUGUAGAUGCAGCAUCAUUUACUUUGAUUGGCUUCAGUAAAGGUUGUGUGGUUUUGAACCAGCUGCUUUAUGAGCUGAAGGAAGCCAAAAAAGACAAGAAUACAGAUACCUUCUUAAAAAACAUAAAAGCAAUUUACUGGCUGGAUGGUGGUCACUCGGGAGGAAGCAACACUUGGGUUACUUACCCUGAAAUGCUGAAAGAACUUGCAGAGACAGGAAUUAAAGUUCAUGCCCACGUUACACCGUACCAAGUGUUUGACACAAUGAGGUCAUGGAUUGGGAGAGAGCAUGAGAAAUUUGUACAGAUACUUGAAGAAUUUGGUGUGGAAAUAAAUGAUCAACUGCAUUUUGCUGAUGAAGUUCCCUCCUUAGACAACCAUUUCAGAGUUCAUGAAGUAUUUUGAGACUGUAUGUAUAUGAACAGUAUAUUCUUUGGAGAAGCACUUUUAACACUGUAAAUGUUGUCAUCUAGAUUUUCAGCUUUGAGCAGAUGCUUUCUAAACAGAAUACUAAAUCAGUUCUGUGUUGCUAAUAGAUACUGUAUAUAAAUUUCUGUAGAUUAAAAAGGCUUAUUGGGACCCCAAAACUAUAACAGAUGUUGUUUUUCGAUUCCUGGAAAAAAAGUGUUAUGAAGAACAAUCCUAUGCAUGUUUUUUUUGUUAAAUGUGAAUGUUUAUUUUUAAACUGUUGGCAGAAUUUUUAGUCCUGGAUGUCUAAUAUCAUAAACUGCAUUUAAUAGGACUUUAAAGUACUUGGGAACUUCAGAUGUGUAGAUAUUUCAGUUGAGUGGCUUCCAGGGCUAAAAUUAUUGCUCUUUGACAAUUACAGAUGUAAGGUUAGUUUUUUGGCUUAAGGAAAUUGAUUGUAAGAUGAAUGUUAGUUAUAUAUUUUGCAGAGACCUGUUUUAUUAGGUAAUUAAAUCUUCCAGUUUUGUAACAUUUCUCCUGUUUGAAACAAAGUCACAAACACUCACCUUUGGAAUAAUAGUGCCAAUGCAUUUCUCUUCUUUAUGUGCGCCUUGCCAUUUCUGUCACUCUAAAGUUUGAUUAAUUAAUUAAUUGUGUAGUAUCUGCUAGUGAACAGCCAUUUCACCUGGGGGCUUGAAAACUGUGAUGUAGCUAUGUUAAGUAACCAGGAUUGUUGAUUAGUGCGUAGCUUGUUUGUGUUUCAAGAUACCUUGCUAUUGCUUUGCUAACUUCUGUAAGGACCAGCAGUAAUACCUUUAUUGUCACAUCAAGAGGUGACAUCCCUACCUUGGGCUGGCAAGGUUUUACUUGGUAAUUGUUGCAUUGAUGUGGCUCUUAAUCAAGCCAUAAGCACAUAAUCUAUUACAAGUUGCAUUAAAACAAUUCAGACUGUGUUGACUGUAGCUCUUUCAAAAUGCCUCCAUUUUAAUAUCCAUUAUCUCCUUUAAAUGUACUGCAGUAGUUGCUUCUAGAGCCAUCCAAGAACCUUAUUUUUGGAGCCUAAUUUUACCUACAGAAAAAACUCCUCUAAAUAGAAAGCCAGCCAGAUUUGAUACAAAAGAUGUAAUCUGGUUCAGACACCAAACCUGAGUGUACUUAAGAAAGAAAUACUGAGAGAUAGACAAUGACGGUAUUAAUGGAACUUUUCUACUGUUGCAAGUAACUUCCCAUUUACCUACAAAGCUUAGAAUUAUUCUUAAAGACAACUGCAGCCAUUAACAACGAACCAGUAACUCCAAGUGGUUUUGGAUUUCCUGGAAGUAUAGGAAUACAAAAGCAAGUUAGCAAAACACUGUGAAGAUUACACAAACAUUUGUGGCUAAGUUCUGAAAAAAGGCAUUUUAUUCAACUUUGGUUCUAUGUUUGAUGGCUUAGUGACAUCUCUGCCCUGUUCCUUGUUUCCUGUGACUCUUACACUGUGGAAAGGAAGUUUCUUCUGUUGGCAUCAUUAAAACUUACAAGGUUCCCUGCAGACAACUUUUGGCAGGAAUUGUGCACAUCAGUGAUCACUGAAUAAUGAGAAAAGUGUGUUGUACUCCUAAGAAAAUUUUCUUAACACUCAAAAUAUUAAGGGUGAUAGAAAGUUUUAUACAUACAGUGUGGACCCUCCAAUUUGAAAGAGAACUCUAUCAAUAAUAAUUAGAUUAAUGUACCUAGUUCAUAAAAAGAAAUCUAUUUAAAUUGAUGGAGAAAAGUGCAACAUGCAAACAAACUGUACAGAACCUGAAAUUUAGUUCCAUCUGCUUUUUUAUUUUAGGCUGUUUCUUGGAGAUUUCAUUCAAUCCUAUUUGUCACCUAAAGAAGUGGUUUUAAUAGAAAGCCUGCAAAUGGCUUGAAAUAUGUUUAACCAUCCACGUACAAAAUUGUAUUUUAAUGAGUAAACCAACAAAACCCCCAGAACUUUCUAUUGCUUUUGCUCCCUCAGUUUCAGACUGACUAGGCUAAGUUGGGUGUGCUAACACUUGCCCAGUCCAAUAACACUGCAGAUCAGAGACCAAUUUCUAAACAAUUCUGUGCCUGCCAAAACAUCAGAACUACGUCGCUGCAAGCUUUUGGAAAUAGCUAUUAAAAUAUUGACAUUGUCUUCAAAAGUUUCUGGAUGGCUGUCCUGUUAAAAUAAUACUAACCUGUUUGAUGGAGGCUGCCUACAAUAACUGUUAAAUAGGCUCAAGUGUUGCUGCAUUACUUUGAAGAAUAGGCACUUUGUUGUAAAACUAAUCUUGUUAUGAGACCUCGUGUUGUGGAGGGAAAACUGACUGGUUGUUUUUCAUUCUUUAAACAGCUGUAGUACUCUGUUGGAAUGUGCCUCUGUCAUUCAUUACAAUGCAUGCUAAAAAUAAAUUUUGCAAACUAUGUAGAAAAUAAACUAUUUCUAAUGGGUGAAACCACUUUGAUGUGAGUAUAAAACCAUUAAACAAGGAAUGUGCAGUUUUGUGGA
Molecule: messenger RNA, 3499 nt
Organism: Pyrgilauda ruficollis (rufous-necked snowfinch)
Lineage: Eukaryota; Metazoa; Chordata; Aves; Passeriformes; Passeridae
Gene: CUNH2orf69
Product: chromosome unknown C2orf69 homolog
Exons: 2
Coding region: 175-999 (274 amino acids)
Cellular component (GO): mitochondrion
Source: RefSeq, a predicted model, not a curated record